CGGUGGCUCGUGCAUGUAUGGAAUACAGUCGCAGAUUCGUUUUUACAUGUAUUACAGACGGAUAUGUUUUACUCGUUACAAAGGACAGUGCAGCUCUAAAGAUAUUAUCUGGUUACACAGAACUACACAUCCUGCUUGUGAAACCUGUCGAGAAGGACACGAAACACCAACUGGAGAAACCUGCUAGCUUGAAGGUGAAUCAGGAUGGCCCAGGGCGAUACCAGAGACGAUAAUGAUGAAUACUACACUGUUAGAAGACUUGGCUGAUGUGGCAAAAGAUUCAGCACUGCUGCAGGGUGUCCUCAUGAGGAUCCAAGAGACCCCCAACUCAUCAGAGUUGGUGACGUAUGCUCCGUUCACACUCUUCCCCACACCUGUGCCUAAGACUGUGUUCAGCCAGGCUCUGGCAGUGCAGACUCACUACAACACACUGGUGGACAAGAUCAGCCAGGACCCAGACUUUCUGCACGAGGCUCUAGCGAGCACCAUUGCAGUGGAUGAUUUCACUGCGAGGUUGUUCAGGAUCCACCAACAAAUCCUAAAAGAAGGAAGGUCUCAGUCUAUUGUGUUGGGUCUCAAUCGGUCCGACUACAUGCUGGACCAGGGAGAGGACGGGUCGUCGUCUCUGAAGCAGAUAGAAAUCAACACCGUGGCUGCCAGUUUCGGAGGUCUCUCAUCUCGCACGCCAGAUGUACACCGACACAUCCUUAAGGUGGCCGGGCGGCCGGAGGAGAGCCAGCGGAUUCUCGACAACAAUCCUGCAGCUGGUCUGGCCAGGGCUGUUUCCAAAGCCUGGGAGCUGUAUGGAUCAGAGAGAGCAGUCGUCAUGUUCUUGGUGGAAGAGAGUCAAAGGAACGUCUUCGAUCAACGGUACAUUGAGAACGAGCUGUGGAAGAGAAACAUUCCUACAAUGAGAAGGCGGUUCGACGAUGUUAGUAAAACAGGCUCUCUAGAUCAGGACAAAAGGCUAUUUGUUGACGGACGAGAGGUUGCCGUGGUGUACUUCAGGAAUGGCUACAUGCCUCAGAACUACACUUCUGAACAGACUUGGGAUGCUCGUCUCCUGAUGGAGCGCUCUCUGGCUGUGAAAUGUCCAGACAUCAGCACUCACCUGGCUGGAACCAAGAAGGUUCAGCAGGUGCUCGCCACACCUGGAGUCCUGGAGAAGUUCUUCCCCGACCAGCCCCGGGUGGUGGAGCAGAUCCGAGCGACGUUCGCUGGCCUCUACACUCUAGACAUGGGACCAGAGGGUGACAAAACGGUAGCAAUGGCUUUGGCAGCACCCGACCGCUUUGUCCUGAAGCCUCAGCGGGAGGGAGGAGGUAACAACAUCUACGGAUCACAGAUCUGCCAGGUCCUGCAGGGAGUGAAGGCGAGCACAGAGAGGACGGCCUAUAUUCUGAUGGAUAAAAUCCAUCCCACCCCCGUACGGAACUACCUGCUGAGACGAGACGCUCCUCUCCAGAUCAGUAACUGUCUCAGUGAACUGGGAGUGUUUGGAACAUACGUCAGGCACGGUAAAGACAUGGUGAUGAACGAGUGCGUGGGUCAUCUGCUGAGGACCAAGAGUUCAGAACACUCAGACGGAGGUGUAGCAGCCGGAGUGGCUGUGCUGGACAAUCCUCUCCUUGUCUGAGUAUUUACACUCCUCGGCUUCAACCAAACCAAAAUGCACAAACGGACACCGAUGAGAUCAAGGUUGCACGUUUGAGUCGCACUUACUUUGGGCUCCUGAUGCUGAGCAAAUGUGUGUCCCAUAUGUAACCUACUCGAGACAGGCUGCAGAAGUCCUCAGUGGAGCCUCUGGAUGGAGUCAUCCUGCUGUCAGAGGGGGUGCAGUACGAAUGCCUCUGGGUGUUCUCUGGGGAAGUUGGGUGUAAUUUGUAUGUAUUUGUGCUUCCAAAUGGGUUUAAGAAGACCAUGUUUCUUAUCAGGUUUUGAUAUCAUGAUGAUUCUGCUCCAGUGGAGGGCUGCUAAAGGCUUAAUCAAGUGUAACCCUUGUGCCUCACCUCUCAAAAGUUUGCUCAUUUCCACUUUCAACUAGUUCAACUAGUACAAAUAUCUUGUAUUUGCCCAAUAGGGGCAAACAUGAGAAAAUGGCGGAAAACAUUCAAAACUAUUAUUUUGAAGCCAGGGCUCUGGAUAUAAUAGAUAUAAUAGAAUCCACGCACAAAGAAUGAUGAGUCUGUUCGGCUCAUACGUGAGCAAACAUUUUCUGUUAACAAAAGCAGAUUGAGAACCAAAAUGAGCGACAGCAUCUCUGUGA
This is a messenger RNA of Cottoperca gobio, 2266 nucleotides long. RefSeq names its product glutathione synthetase (gene gss). The record is from RefSeq and is a predicted model, not a curated record. The transcript has 13 exons. Gene Ontology annotation, molecular function: glutathione synthase activity; glutathione binding; ATP binding. The coding region runs from base 233 to 1636 and encodes 467 amino acids. Gene Ontology annotation, biological process: glutathione biosynthetic process. NCBI's taxonomy places the organism in Eukaryota, Metazoa, Chordata, Actinopteri, Perciformes, Bovichtidae. Gene Ontology annotation, cellular component: cytosol.